This is a messenger RNA of Pestalotiopsis fici W106-1, 1014 nucleotides long. RefSeq lists its product as uncharacterized. Gene Ontology annotation, molecular function: ferrous iron binding; oxidoreductase activity. The record is from RefSeq and is a predicted model, not a curated record. The transcript has 2 exons. The coding region runs from base 1 to 1014 and encodes 337 amino acids. Lineage: Eukaryota; Fungi; Ascomycota; Sordariomycetes; Amphisphaeriales; Sporocadaceae.
AUGGGCCGGAUUGUAGCUGGAGUUGGCAUGUCGCAUGCGCCAGGAGCCAUUGGCUUCCCAGAGACUGCGCAGCCCGACGCUCGCGAGCGCACCGAGAAAGCCAGCAAGGCACUCGGCAAGACGCUGAGCGACGCAAAGCCCGAUGUGAUUUUUGCCUUUCUUGACGAUCACUUUGAAAACUUUUAUCGAAACCACAUGCCCACGAUUGCCGUCUCCGUUGCCGACUUUCACGAAGGCCCAGCAGAUCAAUGGAUGGAACCACUACGCAUCAAGACCAAGACUAGGUUUCCCGGCAGCCCCGAGACUGCUGAACAUCUCAUUACGUCUCUGGUCGGCCAGGGGUUUGACGUUUCGCGUACGGGCCCCGUCGAGUAUGGCAACAACCUGCUCAUGCCGUGGAUUCUGAUGGAGGCCGACCUCCCCAGCAACGUGGCCAUUGUGCCCAUCUUUCUCAAUGUGUUUACGCCGCCGUUGAUGAAGUACAGCCGUGCUUAUGCGCUGGGUGAGGCCUGUCGCGUAGCAGCCGAGUCUCUGCCUGGCGAUAUGCGCGUCGCAUUUCUCUGCACAGGUGGUCUCUCACACUGGCCACCGUAUUGGAGUCCUACUCAGGCAGGCGAUCCACCCGAAGACAAGUUCCUGGCCCUCAUGAAGGAGUAUCAAACGGUAGGCAAGAGUGUGCUGGAGCGAGUGCCCGACCUGUUUGUCCAGUUUGACGAUUACGAGGUGGAAAUGGCCAAGAAGAAUGAAUACCCGCUCAACAGCAAACACCCACUGGUAAAUGCCGAAUGGGAUCAAUUAUUCAUGGACAAGAUUUGUGGCGGCGAUACGACCUGGCUCAAGGGACUUACCUAUGAAGAGGUUGAGGAAGAGGCCGGUCAUGGCGGCCACGAGGUGCUAAACUGGGUGGCCUUGAGUGGAGCCAUGAGCGGCAAAAAGGCAAAGCUGGUACUUUAUGAAGCUGUAAUCGAGUGGAUUUGUGGCAUGUCCUACGUUGACUGGGAGGUCAAGGAGUAG